AUCCUGAGUUUUAUUUUGACAAGCUUGAUGCUGGUCCCGUUAUCUUAGAGUUAGUAACUGUCCGUGUGUGGUGUAAACCUGAAACGUCGUCCAGGGAUGAGACUAAAGGGAAAAGAAGUAACGUUAGACGUUCAUCAGAAAACCUUUAUGAACUUCACCUGCAGGACUUGGAAAAUGCUUUUGCCGCCGAAAUUGUGGAUUUUAAUCGUUUGUCUGACAGAUGUCCUCCUUCCCCAUUGCUCGGGGGUUAAUGUGUUUGUGAGAGAUGAGAAGAGGUAUGCUGUGCUGUUCCAGUCAGUGGUUCUGCCAUGUCAGUACAACAGCGUGUCCACCCAGGUCCCCGUCGUGCAAUGGGUCUACAAGUCGUACUGUCAGGACCGCACGCGGGAUUCAUUCAACUUCCCAGACAGCAUGAGUGGAGGCCAGGGAGGAGGGGGGCUAACGAGUGGAACCAGAGGAGCCGGCCGAGGGUACGAGGCGGGGAUGACGGCGAGCUACCUUGACUGCUCUGACAGCAGCCGGACGGUCCGAACUGUGGCCUCCAUGUCUGGUUCCUCAAUCACACUGUCAGAGUACUACAAGAACAGAGACAUCUCCAUCAUCAACAAGGCCGACCUGCGCAUAGGAGAGGUCCAGUGGGGAGACAGUGGAGUUUACAUCUGUAAAGUGGUUAUAUCUGAUGAUUUAGAGGGACAGAACGAAGCCUCUGCGGAGCUGCUGGUUCUUGGUUUCUCAGGUGUGCCUGAAGAUCUCCUGCCAGACUUUGAUAUGAAGAUUAUGCCAGAGUGGGUGUUUGUGUCAGCGGUGGCACUGGGCAGUAUCUUAUUCCUGCUGUUGGUUGGGGUUUGUUGGUGCCAGUGUUGUCCUCACUCCUGCUGCUGCUACGUCAGCUGCUGGUGCUGUCCCGACACAUGCUGCUGCCCAAGACACCUUUAUGAGGCAGGUAAGGGUAUAAAGACGGGCACCUCCACCCCUCAGACACCUGCCUACCCUCCGUACUUUGUCACUGGUGUGCCGACGAUGGUUCCCAUCGCACCCCCAUCUCUGGUGGACAAAAUGUCUUCCCUCCCCCCUUCAGAUGGGAGCAUACUCACGGCAGUGCCAAUGCAUGCUGUAGGGGUUCCCUACCGCGUGGCUUCACCUCAGGAUCAGGACUCUCUCAGGGUGCUACAGUAUGUAGAGAAACAGCUGGCUCACUUCAACCCUUCCAGGUCAAUCAGCCACCAGUCCUGUAGCCUGUCCGAGCUGAGCUCCCUCCAUGACGGAGAAACCAACUUCCGCCAAACGUACCGAAAUGUCCAGAGGAAAGCUCUGCCCGCCAUUCCCGACCAUGACCCUCAGCCUGAGCCCCAACGCUAUCGUGACAACCGCAGCCCAGAGCCGCAGCGUUACCGUGACAAUCCCCCUUCACCCCAACGAUAUCAUGAUGACCGCGACUCAGAGCCUCGCCGCUGCCAGGAUGAGCCCCUUCCCCCGCGCCGGUACAGCGAUGACCCUCCGUCCUCGUCCCAGUUGCGCAGGCCCGGCCGAAAUCAACGGCAACAGAAUCACAGCGAAGAGGACAACCACAAAAGGUGGAACCCUCGUUCAGAACAUCUGCGGAGAAAGACGUACCGUACUGCCGGACGAACCGGCUCACUAGAUGAGCUGGAGGAGUUUGCUGCUUUUUACAAGCAGAGAGGAGACAGAGGGGAAGAGAAAAGGGAAGAGGACAGGGGAGACUAUGAGAUGGAGCUUCUGGAGUUCAAUCGGUAUCCUUCAUACCGUAAUGGUCCACCUCAGCAUUAUCACAACGAUGAAAAUGAGCUUGGCGACAACAGCGACCGUGAAGAUCAUCUCAGAAGAAACAAAAGUAACGGACAUUACAUAAGCCCACUUCAGUCACCCGAAAAGAGAAGGGGCACUUGGGACAGUGAGCGGCCUGCCCCGCCUCCUCCCAGAGUCAGUCCACCAUCAAGUUCUUCACAAGAGAAGGACUACGAUGGCACGUUCCUGAACAGCCUGCUGGAACGUAAGGCCAAGUUACGAGGGGUCAGCCAGGGGAAGAGUGGGGCCCGGGGGGAGGAGGAUUCAGACACACCCUCUAAGGGCAGCUCGAAAAAGAGCAGCGGGGAAUCGAGUCGGCACUGGAGCCGAUCGCCUAGUAACAGGCCGGAGGCAGAUCCACUUCCUCCUCACUCAGACACAGAGAGAGGCAGAAUGGACAGGCCAUCUCCGCGGCCGCUCCCAGCAAACACCUGCUCCUCUCCACCUCCGGCCCAUUCCCUGCCCGGGCGCAGAGAGGAGCCCAGAGACAAGACCCGGAAAGUGAGCACUCUUCUCAGCCGGGACUCCCUUAUCGUCUAAUGGACUGAAAGCCACACAGACUGAGCACUCACACUCUACAGGGGCCGCAUGUCAGCUGAUGAAAGAUGAUAGAAAUGACUCUAUGCAACAUCAAAAUAAUGCAACCGACCAUGACGGAAAGCUGAAUCAGCACAGAAAUGGACAACAGAAACACUUUUUCUAUUGAGACUGUCCUCAGGAUUCCUGCCUGUUGCGAUGAUGUUCGAUGAAUGAUGAUGAAGUCAUUACUGUUCGGUUUCCGUCACCGGAUGACUCAUAUACAUGUGUAUCUCAGCUGGACUAACACCGAACUAAUGGUGGCUGCGUCAGUGUCCUGGACUGUCCCCCCCGGCGGGACACUGUCCGUCUCCCCUCGUCCCCAUACGCUUUACGCUUCCAGCACAAAGAGUGCAUUCACUUCCACUUGCGAGAUAUCUGCUUUAAAUAAGCACCGUUGUAGUAAAGGAGGUGUAUGACAACAGCAUUAUUGUAAAGAACAUACUGUAUCUUCGGCUGAAUGACAAUACACACAUUGUGACAUGCAGCCACAUAUUCAGGGACUAAAGCACCUAAUUCAGACGGCCUUUGCAAAGCGAUUUGGUAACUAAAGCUCGUAGUAGUAACCAACAUUAUCAAAUGUUGAUAUGACGUGCAUCUACAGAGGGGUGGACAAAUGGAAGCUUCUCCUGGAAAAGGACUCUUAAAGCUGCAUUUUGCAAAAGUUGAGCCAGCUCUAUGAACGCAAUAGUUUGGAGUUCCACAUUGUCCAUUGCUCUUUCAGAUAGGCAAAUAGGCGCAAACUUCUCAAUCACUGACUCAAACAUAGCUUAACCAUAUCAUAUGAUAUGCUACUCUAGUCCCUUUUAGGAAGUAAUACUACUGCGGCACUACAGACAUUUGCACAUUAACAUUUAAUAAACAGGAUUCACAUUAUAGACACUACCACUGACUAUUUGCAUAACACUUUGGCCACAAUUUAUCACAUUGGCCGUUACAUGAUCGAGCCAUAUGCUAGGUUUGACCUGGUCUUGGUAUAUUGAUGUAAGAUCAGUAAGGUGAAAGGUGUCAGUUGUAGUGACUCUGCAGUUUUGCUCAACUACACAGCGUAGUGUCUUUGAACUCAUUGUUUGAGGUGUACAGGCUGCACAUUUACUGGUUUGAUUCACUUUCACCGCUCUCAACCCUGUUUACAGCAAGAGCAAGCAUCUGGUUAUAGUAUACAAUAAUAUUAAAAGCUCUUAAAAAGCCACUCUACACUACCUUUUCAGCACCAAACAGCAGACAGACACAGUUAGCCACUAGCCGGUGGCUAGUGCAGUGUUUAGUAGUGAUGGUCUGAGCCCGUCUAGUUGGCUCAGAAAAUAAAGACACUGGUUCACGAAGCUUCAUUCGGCAUUCACUAGUGUUUAGCAGCCAAAAGAUUUCAGAUAUUUCCCUUAGGAGUUGUUUCAAGAACCAACAACCGAGCUAAAACUGCUAAAUAGAGCUAAAAGAAGAGUGAGUAUUUGACUAAUAUUCAUCAGGUGCACACAAACACAACUCCAAAUGCAUACUUAUGGUGCUCUGUAUAUGCGGCAUAUCUGAAGUGUUUGCUAAAAUGUUCAUCGUUACAACUUUAUAAGGUGAUAACUUAUGUAUUUUAAUUAUGUUUUUACAUUUGUGUUUACAGUACAUCUUCUACAGGCCCCAUGUGGCCACUAAAACAUAUUAAUGUUUCUUUAAGUAACCUAAUAUUACAUGCAAAUGUUCGGUUCAGUGCCAUGUAGCAACAUUUGUCAGCUUGCUCAAUUGCUUUUUUAUUACUGUAUAUUUUAGGCAUGUUUAAAGCAACACAAGAUGGAAACCAGAUGGCUUUUAAAAUAUUGAAUAAUGUGUGCUAAAAAUGCAGGAGUGCCAAUCACAGAUGUUUUAUAGGUCAAUGGGAAUGCUUUUGAAAUUCAUGACAACAUACAGUAUGCCAAACAGAAAGCUACACUGACAAAGUAGUGAACUAAUGAGGCUAUGCACUAACACUGCAUAUUGAUCCAAUGGGACCCACACUUGCAGCAUUUGCAGUGGUUAUUUAGUUACUUCUUUAUUCAUGAAGCAGAAACGUUAUGUUUUCUCCACCUUGUGUAUCAGUGGAGCUUUUCAUUGUCUACUACAUAAUAACAUGUUAGAGUUUGCACAAAGUAACUAUUUUCUACAAUUGACUAAAUCCUUAUGUUUGUUUUUUGGAAACCUUUAAGUAAAGGUAUUGAACUGCCACUGUCCUUUUUACUACAGUAUGAAUACAUUUUUAUAUGUAAAGCGGAUCUAUUUAUGUGUGUGGUGUGAUAUGAUCGAUGUAAUUUGUAAAUGAUUAUGGCGUGUUUUUUUAAUCUUUCCAGUGUGAAUGUGUACAUUAGAGGAAGUGUCUUUGACUUGAUAACUGUAAUUCAGCCCUUUCUUAUCACUGCUGAUUCAACGGCUAACCCAACACCUCCAUAUGUUGUCAACAGUCACACACACAUAUACAAAACACAUAUAAGCUGAAUGAUUAUUACUUAUUUUGUUCUAACAUUACACCAAACAGUAUUAUUUUAUCAUUCCUGCCUCCAUUUUAGUCUCCUUGAAAAAAAAGUCUAAUAUCUUUUUAAGUUCAUGUUUUCUGAUGUCUGGUACUUGUGUGUGUGUGUGUGUGUGUGUGUGUGUGUGUGAGUGAGAGAGAUGACUCUUUACUUUUCUGUAAAGGAGACAAUGUGUAAUUGAGUAUGACUCAUGUCUUUGUCCAUUGUUGUCAUCACAGACUGCCUGUCUUUACGACACAGCUGUGUCAAAAGUCUCGGAUCACUUCUACCAGCUCAACCACAGCGUUGUUUUGACAUCUGCAUAAAAUAAUUUCGUACAACUUUUGUCCAUAAAGUAUUUAUUCAUAAGCAUAACACAAACAUAAAGACCAACUGUGUUUAUCUCUCCAUCAUCACGCCAAAUAAGUCUUACAGGUUUUAUUGACGCUUAUUGUUCUUUAUUUUAGGGUGUGUUCAUCUGCUUGGCUUUAAGAUAUUAGGACUGUACAGGCGGUGAUGGAAUUCAAAUACAUUUAUUCUGUACUUAACUACUGUACUCAAUUAUAAUUUUUUAUACAGUUUUGAUACUUUAGAGUAUUUUGUGUUUUCUUUGUUCUUCUUUUAGUUCUAUGUAGUUACCAUUUACUUUGUAGAGAAAUAUUUUACAUUCAUACAUAAUUCAUUGUUUUAAAAUGUUACCACCCAACAGUGUAUAAAGUACAAAGUUCAAA
Etheostoma cragini (Arkansas darter) is the source of this 5584-nucleotide messenger RNA. RefSeq names its product immunoglobulin-like domain-containing receptor 2. Gene Ontology annotation, cellular component: membrane. NCBI's taxonomy places the organism in Eukaryota, Metazoa, Chordata, Actinopteri, Perciformes, Percidae. Gene Ontology annotation, biological process: pancreas development. The record is from RefSeq and is a predicted model, not a curated record. The transcript is spliced from 10 exons. The coding region runs from base 97 to 2346 and encodes 749 amino acids.